Molecule: messenger RNA, 1355 nt
Organism: Salpingoeca rosetta
Lineage: Eukaryota; Choanoflagellata; Craspedida; Salpingoecidae
Exons: 6
Coding region: 63-1274 (403 amino acids)
Cellular component (GO): nucleolus
Molecular function (GO): RNA binding
Source: RefSeq, a predicted model, not a curated record
CAAGCAAGCAAGCAAACAGGCAGAAACAGGUUGUGGCCGUUGGCGAGUGGUUGGUGUCGGAGAUGGAGAUGGAGGUGGGAUCGCAACAGAGAGGUGCGACAGCUGCCAUGCAGCGACAAGGCGCCGCUGGUGACGGUGCAAGGACUUGUGGUGAGGAGGAGGGCGAUGUGGAGAUUGUGGAGUUCACCUGCGACGACAGUGGCAAGAACUUGCUCGUCUCCAACCUCGACCCAAACGUUCACUUUGCAGACUUGCAGCGCAUCUUCUGUCGGUUUGGCUUGCUGCGUGAGAUUCAACUCAAAGAGCCUGGCGAGUUUAUGCUCACCCGCUUCGCCUUUGUCAAAUUCUGCAGCAAAUACGAAGCCAGGAAAGCCAAACGUGCAGUGCACCGCCGUGUGAAGCUGCGAGGACGCUACGUGCACGUGAGCAUGUGCACGCGAGAGCGCAAGUAUGACAUCCCGCUCUCCCCGUCCUUCUCCGUGUCCAUGCUGCACCACUACCUCGGUGUUGGAUCUGUCAGCAUGGAGGUGGCAUAUGUGGACCAGGCGGCACUGCGCCACACUGCGUUUUCCUUCUUCGCACAACAACAACAACAACAACAGCAGCAGCAGCCAGCACAACGGCAGCGCGGUCGGCAAGCAGCACCAGCCAUGCCACAAGCACCCGCAGCCAGCCAACGCCAAUAUCACUCACACAACCUCUCCCCGGCCCAGGCCGAGGAGGUUCACGCCGCCCUCACGAGCCACGCGCACGAAGACCGCAACCACAGCCCGCCCCACGAACACACAGCUGCCACUGCCAACGGCGACACGAAACAAGAUGAGGCAGAGGCAGUGGAGGCAGAGGAGGACACGCUGCUGAUUGUGGUGUGCGCCCACGUGACCACGUUACCAUCACCGGUGUACGGCGGGUGCCUGCAAUCCAUGCUGCCAGACUUGCUGCAGCGGCAGGUGCGUGCGCCGUUCACCCCCACGCGCUGCCUGGAGGUCGCACACAAGCUUGCCCACACCAACGCCGCCAAGAACGUCUUUGAGCAACUUCGCCUCGUGCGUGUGUACAGCGGUGCACGUGCUGUGCGCUGGGUGCCGGCCAUUGCACCGCUCCCGCCGUCCCGCCUACAGCGCCUCAUCCAGUCGUACCUGCAGCUGCUGGAGCACGGGCCAGCAACGGCAGACACCAUCAUUGAUCCGUUUGUCGACGUUCCAGACGACCAUGACGACGGCAAUGACGAUGCAGGCGAAGGUGAAAGUGAAGGUGACGGCGACAAACUGUGACUUUGUCGGCAAUGGCCAGCGGUGCAACACACACGCACAUACGCACAUACGCACACACACACACACACACACACACACACA